Molecule: messenger RNA, 790 nt
Organism: Geodia barretti
Lineage: Eukaryota; Metazoa; Porifera; Demospongiae; Tetractinellida; Geodiidae
Source: the annotation of a GenBank genome assembly
GCCGGUCGGCGCCGCUCUGUUGCGUAGCGAGUAUAUAGGUCAAUCAGGUCGUUCGUUGUGCAUGUGACCGUCUCAGCAGUGUAGCUAGCUGUGAGCGUUGCUUUUGUUUGCGAGUUUUCUCUCUCUUUGCCGAUUGUCUGCAAUUCUGUGGCUGGAACCGGGCUCUGUGAAGUAGGUGUACGCGAUCUCUAGCAGCGGAAUUCUUGUCGCUGUAAGAAGAUGACGACACACGAGAGAGGAGAAAAACCGGUGGGUAUUGGACGCUUCAUUGCAUUCGACCACCUCACCUUCUGGGUCGGGAAUGCCAAGCAGGCUGCCUACUACUACUGUGCCGUCAUGGGGUUCAGACCCAUGGCCUACAAAGGCUUGGAGACCGGCGAGAGAAAGGUAGUCUCUCAUGCCGUCAGACAGAAUGAUGUGAUCUUUGUGUUCCAGUCGGCUCUGUUCCCCGGGAACGAGGAGAUGGGUGCCCACCUCACUGCUCACGGUGAUGGAGUAAAGGACAUUGCAUUCAGUGUAGAAGACUGCAGGGCUCUCUACAGGAGAGCAGUGGAGAACGGAGCAAAGGGAGUGAAGGAGCCCUGGGAGGAGAAAGAUGAACAUGGCUCUGUCGUCAUGGCUACAGUCCAGACAGUAAGACACCACUCCCCCACUAUUUUCGCAAUCAAAUAUUUGCACUGCACCCUCCACUGUCUGUCAAUCCAUGCAGUACACUUGCUUGGGCUCGCCUUCCCCUCGCUUGCUUAACAAUUUUAAGCUUUCCUAUUUUUCAUAAUACACACCAUUUUUA